Messenger RNA from Tetrahymena thermophila SB210, 549 nucleotides. RefSeq lists its product as hypothetical. The record is from RefSeq and is a predicted model, not a curated record. The transcript is spliced from 6 exons. Lineage: Eukaryota; Ciliophora; Oligohymenophorea; Hymenostomatida; Tetrahymenidae. Gene Ontology annotation, molecular function: GTPase activator activity.
AUGGGAAUAAGUUCCACUUAAAUUUAUGAAUAUGGAGCCAUUAGCCUAGGUUAAAAUUUAGCAAAAUGUACUAAUCUUAAGAAUCUAACAAUUAAACUCAACAAUAAUUAAAUUCAAGAUAAUGGCUUAUUAGGACUAUGCUCAGGUCUAUUAAACAUCCCUAAUAUAUCAAGUUCGAAACUUAUUCUUGGGAACACCUUUAUUAGAUCAAAUGGUGCAAUGGGUAUAAGCUCUACUUUACCAAACUUCAUUAAUUAUAUUGAUGAUGAAGGAGCAAUAAGCUUGAGUUCUGCAAUAAGAUAGUGUAAAUAACUGAGAUUUUUGGAACUUGAUCUAGGUCGCAAUUAAAUUGGUGCGAUUGGUGCAUAAGGCUUAGGAUCUGCUUUAGCAAAUUGCAUUAAUCUCUCAAAUUUGACACUUUUGCUUGAUAACAAUGAAAUUGGUGUGAUAGGUGCAUCACGCUUAGGUUCUGGUUUAGCAACUUGCAUUAAUCUCUCAAAUUUGACACUUGAUCUUCAGUAAAAACAGUUUAUUUGUUUUGGAUUGUGA